ACCCCUCCUUCUCGACUUUCCCUUUCGUGGAGUUCUUAAACCCUAGUCAUUCCCCACUCGAUAGAGCGGUUUCCUUCUCGAAUUCCCAGCGUUCCGAGCGGGAGUUAGCCGGCGGUGAAGCCAUUGUCGUUGACUGCUUAUCCGUUGUCGGCAGUAGAAACCAUCCAGUUCGCCUUAAAGGCAAAGCCUUUCGGUUUAAAAUAACAAAGAAGAGUUUGGAAGCGGUGAGAAGUGGACAAAGGGGAAAGAAAAGAAAUAGGAAGAUCCAGUAAGGUCACUGAAUCCAGCAAUUCCUAGAAUUUUGAAGAGGGGAGCUUAUAAAGUUGACUUUCAGUAUUGCAAAAAUAUUGACAGGAGUACUGUACUCGUUUAGAGCUUAAACUGUCAAUACUCUAAGUCUAUUCAUGAUCUUGCACCUAAUCCAUUUUAGCUACAUUUUUGUAUUGCUAUAUCUUGAGGUGAAUCUGGUGCUGAAACUACAUAAUCAACCUUUCUUUGAAGUAUGCAACCAAUAGACAUUGCAGAUGUUGAGCUGGCUGUUCUGGAAACCUCAGAAUUGACAACAUUUCCAUGCUCAGUUCAAAAUCUAAGAAGGACCAGUGCAGAAAAGACCAAAACACCACCAUCACUUUUGAACCCAAAGAAACAGAAGCGUCGGAAAAAGCAAGGCCCUUGCAGAAAACUGAUCCCAGAGCAGGGCCUCAUCACCACUGAUAUUGCCAAGUAUUGGCGUCAGCGAUACUCUCUCUUCUCUCGAUAUGAUGAUGGCAUUCAAAUGGACGAAGAGGGCUGGUUCUCAGCCACGCCUGAAGAGAUUGCUGCCACCCAUGCUGCCCGGGCCAGCAGUGGCACCAUUGUAAUUGAUUGCUUUUCAGGUGUCGGUGGCAACGCCAUCCAGUUUGCCUUAAGAAUUAGGGGAUGUCACGUGGUUGCCAUAGAUAUUGAUCCACAGAAAAUAGGAUAUGCAAUCAACAAUGCUAAAAUUUAUGGAGUGGAGGAUAACAUUGAUUUCAUUGUUGGGGACUUCUUCCAACUUGCACCCUUUCUGAAGGCUGAUGUCGUGUUCCUUUCACCACCAUGGGGAGGCCCAUCAUAUAAGAAAAUUCAGAAUUUCACUCUUGAUUUGUUCAAGCCAAGAGAUGGAUAUUCCAUCUUUCAAGUUGCUCAGAAAAUAACACCUAAUAUCAUCAUGUUUUUGCCGCGCAAUGUGGACAUAAACCAAGUGGAAGAGCUUUCCUGGUUGUCUUCCCCUCCCCUAAAUUUUGAGAUUGAAGAAAGCCAUGUACAAGGCUACACUAAAGGAAUUACUGCCUACUUUGGCUAUAUUGUAUCAGGAUCACCUGGAUUAUCUAAAUUGUCCGAAGUAGUAACUUCACAAGAGUUUGGGGCAUCACCACAUGGAUAAGUUUCUGCUGAUGGAGCCUAAUUUUUCCCCUCCCAUUUGGACAUGAAGCAUCUUUUUCUUUUGUCUCAUCUGUAAGUUUUGUUUUUGUACAUAUCUAAUGAUGCUAUUGCUUAUUUAACCAUUCCAGGCAUUCCCAGCUUCUUUACUGCAGGAAUGAGAUUGCUAGGCUUCAACCAUUAGACGUAGAGGGCAUAGAUGCAAGCCAGAACAUUCAGUAAGAUACAGGAUGGAGUAGGGUUUCUGAGGCCAGAGCUUGUUCAGUUUGUUCCUUUUGUGCGCCAACUGAAUGGUAUUUUGAUGGAGGACCAUUGUACUUGAGGUUAAUCACACUUGCUGCCGAGCGCCUUGCAAUCUUUGCAUGGAAUGGAGCUAGCUAUCAAGCGCGCACACACUGGCAGGCCACUAAACUUGCAUCCAUCUUGGGUUCGUAUAUGGUGAUCUCCCUACAUUCUAGUAAUAUGGGAGAUCCAUCUGUAUGGUCUCUCUGUAAAGAAUAUUGCCCUUAUGAAUGUAUAUUAAAUCUGUCUUUGGCAUUUGCAUACGCCAUAUUACUCUUUCCUCUCGUUCUCCUAAACAGAAAUGCCUGUUGAGCUUCA
Molecule: messenger RNA, 2001 nt
Organism: Elaeis guineensis (African oil palm)
Lineage: Eukaryota; Viridiplantae; Streptophyta; Magnoliopsida; Arecales; Arecaceae
Biological process (GO): 7-methylguanosine cap hypermethylation
Cellular component (GO): nucleus
Molecular function (GO): RNA cap trimethylguanosine synthase activity
Source: RefSeq, a predicted model, not a curated record